AUGUCCACGGAAUUUAACUUCACCUCCCCGACUGAUUGUGAAAAGAACGCUUUGGAGGUCUUUGGAUGUAGUGCAGCGGUUUACUUGAUCGGAGUGGCCACGCUCGUCUUUGCGCGGUUUCUACAUCUUCGCCGGAAAAAGGAAAGUGAAGAUGAGGAUAGUCUUGAUGAUCUAAUUCGUACGAGACAAAUGCGUUGGCUUCCGAAAAAGGCCGAAGCCCUACUAACUGGGAAACCAAUCUUGGGGAAGAUUUUGAUACUGUUACGAUCCGCUCUCUAUACAACCUGUUCUGUCAUUUAUGUCGUCAACACAUACAGAUUCAGAGGCAGCAUACCGACACUAUGCAUACCAAUCUAUUCAGCGCCACGUUAUUUUGUUGAACUGUGUGCGAAUUGUGUAUUUGCUUUGAUUUUUCUCAUAAAAGUAAUCUCCUCACAAAAUCUACUCACAACCUGGUUGUCUAUGGAUAUCAUUAUUGAUCAUUUCACAAUACUACCGAUAGCAUUUGCUUUGAUUUUUGGCUUCUACCAAUACAAUUUCGGAUUUCUCUACUUUACAAGACUGACAAAAAUUACAGAAACUCUGGUGUUGUUACACCUCAUCGAUGAUGAGCGCAGUAUCCGCAAAAUGAAGCUGGUAUCCAAGCUGCUUGCUGCCUGGUUCACCUUGGCCGGAGUGAUUCUGUUG
Molecule: messenger RNA, 687 nt
Organism: Opisthorchis viverrini
Lineage: Eukaryota; Metazoa; Platyhelminthes; Trematoda; Opisthorchiida; Opisthorchiidae
Exons: 5
Molecular function (GO): large conductance calcium-activated potassium channel activity
Source: RefSeq, a predicted model, not a curated record